This is a messenger RNA of Huiozyma naganishii CBS 8797, 696 nucleotides long. RefSeq names its product Rab family GTPase YPT6 (gene YPT6). Bases 1 to 696 code for a protein of 231 amino acids. The transcript has a single exon. Gene Ontology annotation, molecular function: GTP binding; GTPase activity. Lineage: Eukaryota; Fungi; Ascomycota; Saccharomycetes; Saccharomycetales; Saccharomycetaceae. The record is from RefSeq and is a predicted model, not a curated record.
AUGAGCAGUGGAAAUGGAGCAGGACGGUCCGGUAAGGCCCUGAGUAAGUACAAGAUUGUGUUUUUGGGGGAGCAAGGUGUUGGGAAGACGUCUUUGAUCACGCGGUUCAUGUACGAUACUUUCGACGACCACUACCAGGCGACUAUUGGGAUUGAUUUUUUGUCGAAAACCAUGUACCUCGAUGACCACACGAUUCGGUUCCAGUUGUGGGAUACGGCGGGGCAAGAACGGUUCCGGUCGUUGAUCCCGAGUUAUAUCAGGGACUCACGCGUUGCGAUCGUGGUUUACGAUAUAACGAAGAAGAAAUCGUUCGAGUACAUCGACAAGUGGGUCGAGGACGUCAAGAACGAGCGCAGCGCCGAUAACGUCAUCUUCUGCAUAGUAGGGAACAAAAGCGACCUCACGGACGAGAGACAGGUCUCUACGGAGGAAGGUGAACAGAAGACGAAAGUCCUCGGCGCCCAAAUAUUCAUGGAAACUUCCACCAAGGCAGGUUACAACGUCAAGAACCUGUUCAAGAAAAUCGCCAAAUCAUUGCCCGAGUUCCAGGAUACAGACACCAACACUUUGGACUCAAACUCUGGCAACCAGCAGGGCGGGUCAGCACAGGGUAACGGACCAGACAGCACAAAGGCAGGUGUCAUCGAUAUAUCCACGAACAACAACAAUGAGGAGCAAGGCGGGUGCCAGUGUUGA